AUGAAAGUAGCGGGCGACAACCAGCACGGGCAGCUGGGUCGCCCGGCGCCCUCUCAGGACGGCACCCCUGCGCCAGUGCAGGGGCUGGAGCACCUGGAGGUGCUGCUGGUGGUGGCGGGGUCGCAGCAGGGCCUGGUGCUGUGCCGCGCACUGCAGGGCUCUGAAGCCGCCCUGGAGCCCCAGGAGUUUGACGACACACGCGUGCUCAAUGAGGAGCAUGUGUCGCCUGCAUCGCUGCCUGAUCUCAAUGCUUCUGCUCCUGCUGCUGCUGUGCCUGUGCCUGGUGGUGCUGGUGGCGUGGGAGCAGGGUUUGGUGCAGCAGUGGGUGUAGCAGUGGGUGCAGCAGGGGGAGCAGUACGGGCUAUGGUGGCGGGUGGGGAAGGAACUGCUGUGGCGAGUGCAGCAGAAGGGGGUGACAGUGGUGCGGGGGAGAAUUGGGGGGAGCGAGUUGGGGGAGGGGCGUCAGCAGCGGAACAGGGGGGGACGGGAGGGGGCAGUGGCGCGGGACAUGUGGAUGAAGUUUGGGGAGGAGUUCAAGAUGCUGCCCCGGCAGGGCAUGGACAGCAGCAUGCGGAACCCGUGCUGGCGCGUGCAGGCGGGGGAUGCGGCGGGGAGGCGGGCACACAGGACCUGUACCGCAAGCUCACCUCCUCCAUCAUCACGGGCAUAUUCCCAGCCGCCAUCCCCAACCCCCAGUGCUUGUUCCUGUCUUCGUGCGAAAUGACUCCUUGCAUUUCCUUCUUCUUUGAGUGCUUCCACCAACAGCUCAAUCGCAGUCCUCUAUCUCGUCCUCCCUUCUCUGCUUCCCUGCCUCUCGUCCUCUCCCCUCCUGCCACACAACAACCACCAUCCUCAUCUCCCCACAGCCACUCCCCUCCCUCCCCUCCUCUCGUCCUCCUCAACUUCAACCCUCUCAAGAACCCCUGUUCUUUGUGGGACCGCAACGGCGCGCGGGACUUUGCGUGGUACGUGGCGCUCUUUGACGAGGCAGCGCAGCACAUGGUGAACACGGGGGGCAGCGCGGUGACAGGCGAGGCGUCCAGCACGCUGCUCACAAGCUCAGGCGUGGUGCUGCGAGGCCACGUGGACGACAGGCACACGCUGCCGCAGCUGCUGCACCUGGUGCUGCCGAGGAGCAAGUUCAUUGUGAUUCUCCGGAACCCCGUCGACCGGUUCUUCUCCGAGUUUAACCUCGCUGCCGCUGUCAACCCCUCGCCCUCCGUGCCCAGGGACUUUCAUAAAUACUGCAAUGGAAGCACGUCAAUGGGCUCCACCCGUGCUGACCACCAAGGCAGUGUGAGUGCCGGUCCUCCCUUUGCUGGUCCCGCAGCGGAGCAGAUGGUUUGGAAGACGUGGGUCAUGAAGCUCUGCUCUCCCGCCGGUUCCAGCCCGAGUCACCGUGCCUUUCUCUCGGGCCCCUCUCCUCCCCCGCACGCCCUCGCGUUCGUGCCGGCGAGACUCGUGUCUCUCUCCACCUCGCCGUGCUCGUCUCUCGCUGCCGCUGCCUCUCUGGCGACGGUUCCCAUGCUUCUCCCCUUCCUUGCUGCUGACGAUCUCCGGGCGAGCGCCUGUCUCCGCCGCCUUCUCUUCCCCGCUGCUGCCGGACGAGAGGCGAGCGGAAUCCGCCGCUCACCCUCCUCUCCCAUUGCGCUUGCGGGCCACACGUCCGUGCCUCCCCGCCGCGCCCCUCUUGCCGCUGGCCGCGCCUCUCUGAUGAGCUGGGCCCCUCCUCGCGUCCUUCUUCCCGCCGCCAGUGGUGGCUGGCUGCGCGUGGCUCGCCCUCCCAUCCUCCCUUGUGCAUCAGCUGCCUGUCCGGCGAUCGUGCGCCGUCUUCGCCCCAGCCCCCUUGUGCCUGGCGCCACUCGAGUGCGCGAGGGUUAA
Messenger RNA from Closterium sp. NIES-65, 1881 nucleotides. Lineage: Eukaryota; Viridiplantae; Streptophyta; Zygnematophyceae; Desmidiales; Closteriaceae. The record is from the annotation of a GenBank genome assembly.